AUGGGAGAUUUUGAUAAAACUCAAAGACCUGCAACAACAAACUUCUCUGAUCUCGGCACAGCUAACAUCAGCACAAACCUCGACAUCCAAGAUGACAAAGAGCAAUGAAAGCGUGAAAAGAAAUGCCACAUUUGCCAAACUCCUUUUGGUAUGGUAGGGCUUGUUUAUAAUAAAAAAUAUUCCUGCAAAUUCUGCUGCCACGCAGUCUGUUCCAAAUGCUCCCCACAAAAAGCUCCACAUCCAGAGACCAUGAGCAUGGCCCGCAUUUGCAGCAUAUGCUAUCAAAAAGCUAUGGAAAACCACUUCACAGAAGGUUACAACCAAGAACUCAUAAAAACCAAGUCAGAAAAAGAAGAGCUCCAGAUCCGUCUUGAGCAAGAAAUUAAAAAACGCCAAGCAAAAGCAGCUAAAAGGAAAAUUCUCGAAGAAAAAAUCCAACAAAUAGAAAAAGACGCAGCUCACCAAGCUUCAGAAAAUAAAGCGACUAUAAACUCGUUAAAAGCACAAAAGCAGACUUUAUUGGCUAAGGCACAAGCACUUGCAGCAAGAAUUAAAGAAAUUGAGGCAGAAAUUAACCAAAAAGACCAAAUUUUGAAUGAAUUAGGAAAUCAAUUAAAAGAGCUUAAAGAAAAGUACGAAAAUGAUAGAAAUGAAGUUAGCGAACUGAGGAAUCAAUUAGCAGAGCAGCAAGAUGAGAACGUAAGGCUUCUUAGAAAAUUAGAACAAUUUUCAGCACCGCCUCCAGAAGAGAACAAAAAGCAGAAAAAGCAAAGAGAAAAAGAAGAAAAAAUGAGGUCUUGCAUAGAAGAGCUGAGUAUCCAGCACAACGAAUUAGUUGAAGAAAGCAAAAGAUUGGCUGCAGAGCUCGUUCACACUGAAAGUGAAUUAACUAAUCGAGACGAGCAAAUAAAGCAGCUACAAGACAGGCUGGGUGAGCUUUAUAGCGCUUCUCAAGACGACUCUGAAUACCCCACAAAUGCAAGCAUCACUCAAGAAGAGGAAGAAAGAAUAAAAGAACUAAAAGAGCAGCUUCAGGAGCAGCAAAACCUAAUUGAAAAGCUCAAAGCAGAAGUCGAAAAAGCGAGAGAAAGAAAAGAAAACGCGUUUAAUUCAGUCAACAUCAAUGAUGGCCCAGAAAUGACGAGGAAAAAUUGUGCAGACUGUGAAAUCUUUUAA
Molecule: messenger RNA, 1176 nt
Organism: Blepharisma stoltei
Lineage: Eukaryota; Ciliophora; Heterotrichea; Heterotrichida; Blepharismidae
Source: the annotation of a GenBank genome assembly